UCAUAAACAUAAAUUAUCUAGCAUAUGAAGUUUCAACUAUUCAAUGUUAUUUUAAUUGGAUAAAUAUUUGCCUUAUCCGACACAUAUUGGUGCUGCGUCGGACGUAUAUCCGUGUUCGACACAUAUUCGAUGUAUCGGUGAAACAUAGUAAGUACAUGAAUGAUAUAUAUCAUACCAAAAAGAAAAAAAAUAAAAGGUAAGUGCUUCUUAAUUAGUAAAGAAAAAAACAAGAAUAUAGAUUUAAAAGGAAGCAAGAAUGUGACCUCUCUUAACUCUCUUCUAUUUUUUCAAAACUUUCCACAAUUACACAUAAAAUUUAUUGUAUGAAUCAACUCUCAAAUAUUUAUUGUAUGGAUGAACUCUCAAAUAUUUAUUUAAAAAUUUAAACCAAACAUUAAUAUGCUACAUGAUAAAAAACUCACAAUGAAUAAAGGCAUGACCAAUUAAUUACGAAUUAUUACUCAUAUUUAGAUUUCAUUUGAGAAAUUUUUUUUUACUGUUUUUUAAAGAGAAAUUUAAAAAAUUUUAACUAAAAUAUUGAUUUAAGAAGUAAUAAAAAAAUCUUAAUAUGCUAAACCUUAAAAAUAUAAUAAAAAUUUAGAACAACUCUAUAUGUGAUGAUUCUAUUAUGAACCAAGGGUACCGUUCGGAAUAAUUGCUUCACAGAUCCCAUCAACAUUGAAUAGAGGAUGAGGCUCCAGUUCAUUUCUUCAUUGUCCCAUGCCAUGCUCCACAUGCACAGUUUGAUUGCUUAGGCAAAGGUCAAACGGUCAUGGAUUCUUGUAAUUAACUGCCCCAUCAUAAGGGCAUUUUGAAAUUUUGAUGGAUUUCUUAAGACAAAUGGGAUCAGUUAAAGCUCUUAUAGUCUGAAGGUUCCUUUUGAAGUCUUCCCUUCCCUCUUCAACAGUCUCAUAGCUAGCGUGUUACUUUCAUUUCGCAUUUUUUUUCUUCCUUUGAAAGAGAAGAAAUAUGCAGCAACCAGAAAAGACAGAGUUUUGGCAGGGAAAGAUCAUCUCUUCCUCCUCUUAGAAGUUUCCAGCGGCAAAAAAACUUCAGCUUUGGCUCCAAAUUUAUGCGCGCAAUUAGGGAUUUUUCAGAGGAUAGUUUGAGGGAAGAGUAGGAAUCAUGAGCUUGAAGAGUAGAGGAAUAGGAGGAGGAGGGGCUUCACCGAGGAGUAUGGUUUCCAAAAAAUGGACCUUUCUUCUUUGCCUUGGAAGCCUCUGCGCUGUGCUGCUCUUCACAAAUAGAAUGUGGACAAUGCCUGAACCAAAAGACAUCAUCAGGCGAACUGGAACAGAAGAGAUUAAGAUGAAUCUAGUUUCCAACGAUUGUAAUAUUAAGUCUAUUAAGAAACAAGAGUCCAAUGACAUGAUAGGUGAAGUUUCAAAAACCCACCAUGCCAUACAAACUCUGGAUAAAACAAUUUCAAAUUUAGAAAUGGAAUUAGCUGCUGCAAAAGCUGCACAUGAAUCAAUUCUUAAUGGUUCUCCAGCCUCAGAAGCUGCAAAACCUACUGAAUCUUUGAAGAAAAGAAAAUACUUGAUGGUUGUUGGAAUAAAUACAGCAUUUAGCAGUCGUAAGCGAAGAGAUUCAGUUCGCGCUACAUGGAUGCCACAAGGUGAAAAAAGAAAGAAGCUAGAGGAAGAAAAAGGCAUUGUCAUUCGAUUUGUUAUUGGUCACAGUGCCACCUCGGGUGGAAUUCUUGAUAAAGCUAUUGAAGCAGAGGAUAUGAAGCAUGGGGAUUUCAUGAGGCUGGAUCAUGUUGAAGGGUACCUUAAAUUAUCAGCCAAGACUAAAGCAUACUUUGUUACCGCCGUCUCUAUGUGGGAUGCUGAAUUUUAUGUAAAGGUUGAUGAUGACAUACAUGUAAAUAUAGGUAAGCCUAGUUCAUGUUGUGCACCUAAUAUAAUUAGUAUUGUUCAUACAGCAACAUCUAUUGAGGAUCUACAAGCUAUUAUAAUCCUAUAUUGGAUAUUCGAAAAACAUAUGGGUAUUGAAAUAUUAAAGUGGUUGGAUGAUAGGAAGGAGAUGCACUUUUCAUAGAAAUCAACAGAUAAAACAUGAAAAAUUGGGAAGAAUAAUGCCCCAAAAUAAUUUUUAUUGAAAGAACUUAAAAAAAAUACAAGAUACAAUUGGAUCUUCAAUUGGAGAGGAAGAUCCGGCUCUCCCAAAUCCCUAAUCGCCAGCUAGAGCACAAAUAAUACAAGAAUAAACUAAAUUUAGCAAAUUCCAAAACAUAAUCUUGAAAUCACCCUAUUAUUAGCCUUAAAUAGGCUUUCAUAAUUCCCUCCUAGCGGUGUCAAUAUUUGAUAU
This is a messenger RNA of Dendrobium catenatum, 2313 nucleotides long. RefSeq names its product probable beta-1,3-galactosyltransferase 3. The record is from RefSeq and is a predicted model, not a curated record. Gene Ontology annotation, molecular function: hexosyltransferase activity. NCBI's taxonomy places the organism in Eukaryota, Viridiplantae, Streptophyta, Magnoliopsida, Asparagales, Orchidaceae. Gene Ontology annotation, cellular component: Golgi membrane.